Molecule: messenger RNA, 12919 nt
Organism: Acanthaster planci (crown-of-thorns starfish)
Lineage: Eukaryota; Metazoa; Echinodermata; Asteroidea; Valvatida; Acanthasteridae
Molecular function (GO): calcium ion binding
Source: RefSeq, a predicted model, not a curated record
UGUAUAUUCUGCGAUCUGGAGGUUAUGGUUUGAGUAUAUUCGGCAGUAUUUGAAGAGCACUUUCACUUUAAUCAUGAUAAACGGUUGAGCGGCGGCCGCGUCAGCCAGCCAAGUAGGCCCUAUAUUUGAUUUUUGCCGUCACGCCGUGAGUUGGUUGGCAAGUCUCGCUUCAAUGACCCGAAUUCCAUCGCACCAAAUGCCAUAGUUACUGAAAACACCAGACAGUCAUGACCGUAUAGAGAGCGACAUGAGGGCAGACUUUUGAACGUAGCAAUAAAACAUGUUCUUCGAAAAAUCGUCGAUCAAAAGCGGCCCGAUUUGUGGAUUAACCGGCAAGGCCCUACACGUCAUCAAUUAGGGACAGCAUGUGAAGUGAGGAAACCAGUCAUUCCGUCUACCAGCCAGUCCAAUAUUGAAGCGAAGCCAAAAUGCCCUAUGCAGGACCCGGCCAAGUUUGAGCAUAAUGCCGAGUGGUCUAAAUUAGGAAGGGAAGAAUUAGACAUGCCAGGAGUUACUAGUGGACCUGAGCCAGAGGUGUCCUCACUGCCAAGUUCUUGGAGUUGACCUAUACAGUUCAGCAGGUAGUCAAGGGGUCAGACAACAAUGGUUUGGGGUCACUGGAUCAUUCACAGUGCCUUGUUAAUAUGUGCCUCAUUGGUGAGUUUUACUCGUUCUCAAUCAGCGGAAAAGUUCAUUGACAUUGAUGCAUACAUCAAAUACAAUGACAUUAUAGACACUUCCACCAAUCAGCUUCGAGGGGCAGAGAGUGUUCUUGAAUUCCAAUUCCGUUAUUGCAAUGACCAUGGAAUGUUGCUGUAUCAAGAUGGAGGAACAAGCCCUCAACAACAGACUUUAUUCUUUGCGUUGGGCAUCAGCGAUGGCAAGAUUUAUUUGGAGUGGAAGGUGACAGCUGAUUCUCUCAUUGAGCUGUUUAUUGGAGAUGGGUCCUUACUUCCUAACACCACCUACACUGUAGUCAUCUUCAACCUUGGUUCUCCUCAAGCAAGUAAUGUCUUUGCAACCAUCAACAACCAACAAGCCAACGUGGAGUAUCUUACUCCAAUCUCACAAGGACAACUGAACAUUUCUCAUCUCAUGGGGCCAGUAUUUAUAGGAGGUUACCAAGAUGUCAACAAUCUCAGAGUUAACACAGAAAGAUUAAAUGGCUACCUGGUCACAUGUGUUUACUACAUCAGAACCAGUCAAAAUACUCUGAACUUUGACCUUGCGGAUGAACUACAUGGGGUCAAAGAUGGUUGUCCUGGAGAUUUCUGUGCUCCACCUACUGUCAUUACAGUUCAAAGUAGCCAGGGAUUUCUGUCCAUAGAGCAUCCACUCACUCCAGGAACUAGGACAAUCUUGAGUCUUAGGUUCCGUACAAAGGCAUCAAGUGGUCUGUUGUUUUAUUUUGGUGGUCCAGCAUAUCUGACAGUUUACAUGGAUCAAGGACGACUGAUCCUUGGACUCAACACAAGGGGGUCUGGAGAUGGCAUGUUUGCCACAACGCCAUCCAACGGUCAGGUUUACAAUGAUGGAGGUUGGAAGUAUCUACGGGUUACCAGGGAAGGAAGGGAUGCAACCAUGUAUGAUGAACAGGGACGCCAGCUAGCCUCAGUCACCUACCCUGGUGCUGCUCAAACCCUGAAUGCUGCCACCCUCCUGAUCGGAGGUGUUGAGGACCCUAUGACCCUUCCUGACCCUUUCCCGACCCCUGCUCGGACCUCGCUCAGAGGUUGCUUUGAAGGACUUCGUUUCAUUUCAUACAGCAUUACACCUGAGCCGGCAGAGCUCAUCAAUUUCAAGACACAGAGUAGGGCAGAAAGGAAUAUCAGUCAUGAUGGUUGUUUUCCAUCUGAAGUCUGUGAACCUGUCUGCCUAGCUCCUUCUCAAAGCUGUGACUUCGACUGUUACUGCUCACCUGGGUUCAGUCUGGUAACCCCAACUCCUCUAACCUGCCAGAAUAUUGAUGAUUGCAGCCCUGAUCCAUGCUUAAACGGUGCCACAUGUGAAGACGGGAUACUAGACUACACCUGUCACUGUACUAUUGAGUUCAAUAAAGGCAAGAAUUGUUCAAUACCCAACAACUGCAUCCCAAACCAGUGCCAGAAUGGUGCUCAGUGUAUCGAUUUCCUCGGAGGGUUCAACUGCACAUGUGCAGACGGCUACGAGGGAACUCUGUGUGACACAGAAAUUAACGAAUGCCAGAGUAACCCUUGUAUCAAUGCAGUUGAAUGUCGGGACAUGGUAGCUGCAUACCAGUGCAUCUGUCAACCAGGCUACACUGGUGCUAACUGUGAGAUUGACAUUGAUGAAUGCGAGUCUGGUCCCUGCCUCAACAACGCUACUUGUAGAGAUGCUGUCAAUCAUUAUGACUGUCUUUGUACGCCAGGCUGGCAAGGUCCCUUGUGUGGAAUGAACAUUGAUGAAUGUGUCUCUGCACCUUGCGCUAACGGUGGCACCUGCAACGAUGCCGUUAACAGUUACACCUGCUCAUGUGCCCCUGGAUGGGAAGGUGUUCGUUGUUUGCAGGACAUUGAUGAAUGUGCCUUAGGCUUCUGCCAGAACGGUGCUAGCUGCACCCACGGUAUCAACCAGUACACCUGUUUUUGUCCUUCGGGAUGGACUGGGCAGAAUUGUGAUCAAGACAUUGAUGAGUGUUUAUCAAACCCAUGUAUGAAUCAAGGAUUAUGUGUGAAUGGGAGGAAUAGUUACACAUGCCGUUGUGCUGCAGGAUUUGAAGGCAUUCGUUGUGAAAUCAACAUAAAUGAGUGUGCCUCAUCACCAUGUAUGAACGGAGGACAGUGUGUAGAUGGAAACAAUUCCUUCAUCUGUGUAUGUUCUGCUGCCUGGGAAGGGUCACGAUGCAUGACACAGGUCAAUGAAUGUCUCAGUAAUCCGUGCAUUAACGGAGGUCAGUGUACAGAUCUCUUGGGCAGGUUUACCUGCACAUGUCUGACUGGCUUCACAGGUGUCAGAUGUGAAGUGAAUAUAGAUGAUUGUCAAAGCCAACCGUGUGUCAAUGGGGCUGCUUGUGUGGAUGGAGUUAAUAGUUAUCAGUGUCUUUGUAGGGACGGGUAUACCGGUUUGCUGUGUGAUGUAGACAUUAAUGAGUGCGCAUCAUCACCAUGUGUGAACGGCGGAACCUGCUUGAACCUCGUGAAUGCCUUCCGCUGUUUAUGUGUCACUGGCUACGGGGGGCAACGUUGUGAAUUAGAGAUUAAUGAAUGCCAGUCACAACCUUGCUUCAACGGAGGAGUGUGCCAAGACAGAUUCAACGGCUUUGACUGCACAUGUGCAGUAGGAUACGAAGGAGUCCGCUGUCAGAGUGAAGUCAACGAUUGUCUCCCCAAUAACAACUGUCAAAACAAUGCUCUGUGUAUCGAUGGCCGUAACACUUACACCUGUGCUUGCACUGCGGGAUGGACUGGCAAUAUCUGUGACAUCAACAUUGAUGAUUGCCUGUCAUUACCAUGUCAACACGGUGGACAGUGUAUCGACUUGGUCAAUGGUUUCCGAUGUGAGUGUCCCAGUAACUUCCAAGGUCAGGUUUGUGAGCUUGACGUCUAUGAGUGCCUGCUUCAGCCAAGUCUGUGUCAUCCCACGCAGACACAGGUGUGUGAGAACACAUAUGGAGACUUCAACUGCCGAUGUUUCCCUGGUUUUACAGGCAAAACCUGUGAGCAGAACAUUAACGAGUGUCAAAGCCAGCCAUGUUUCUUUGGAGGCACCUGUCAGGAUUUAGCCAAUGGCUACACCUGUCAAUGUCCUGAGGGGUUCCUGGGAGUUCACUGUGAAGCUAUUAUCAGAGAGUGUAAUUUUAACCCUUGUGGUGUUAACUCUGUUUGUGUGGAAAAUCCUACAGGUGGUCAUAGGUGUUACUGCACCCCUGGUUACCACGGUGAUUCAUGCCAGUUUGAGGUCUUGGAAUGCGGUUCAAAUCCAUGUCAAAAUAAUGGGCUGUGUGGAGACUUUGUCAAUGGAUAUGUCUGCACAUGCCUACCAGGGUUUGACGGAAUAAAUUGCGAGAUCGACAUUAAUGAGUGUGCUAGUUUCCCAUGUGGUAACAAUGGUUACUGUCAACAACCAGAAGUUGGCAGAUACGAAUGCACCUGUCAACCUGGCUAUAGUGGAACCAAUUGUCAGAAUGACAUCAAUGAAUGUGAGCUACACACACCAUGUCAAGCUUAUCAAGUCUGCUUGGAUCUAGUCAAUGGAUUCAGGUGCGAGUGCCCAACUGGCAUGGAAGGUCCUAACUGCAGUGUACCCAUCGACAGUUGCUUGAGUGCACCUUGCAUGAAUGGUGGUGUGUGCGUUGACGGUGACUUCCAGUAUAGCUGCCUCUGCGGCUCAGGGUACCAGGGAAUCAACUGUGAGAUAGACAUUGACGUAUGUGAUCCUCAACCUUGCUUCCACGGUGGGACAUGCAGCAGGGUACCAAGUGCUACGCUGCUAUUCACAUGCCUCUGUGCUGAGGGAUUCACUGGUGCACAAUGCGAGGGUGAUAUUUAUGACUGUCGUUCCAGUCCUUGUCUUAACAAUGGCACUUGUGUUGAAUUCACUGACGGAACCAAUGGAUUCACCUGUGUCUGUACCGAUGAGUACAUUGGAAGUUUCUGUGAAAUCUUCAAGGAAGGUUGUUUGUCUGGGCCAUGUAUGAAUCAAGGAACAUGUGAAAAUACAAACCAAGGUUUUGUUUGCCACUGUCCGGAUGGAUGGUCAGGUACCCAAUGCCAACAAGAUAUCAAUGAGUGUCUGAGUAAUCCCUGCCUGAAUGGCGCUCUGUGUGUCAACAGUCCACCAGGCUCAUUCCAGUGCUUUUGUGUUGAGCCUUAUUGGAUCGGGAAUCUCUGUGAGAUUGAUGUGUUGGAAUGUCAAGCUAUGCCACCACCAUGUAGGAAUGGAGGAGUCUGUAUCGAACAGGCUGGUGCUGACCCAUUAUGCAACUGUUCCAUCGGUUUUGAAGGCCCUCGUUGUGAGGCAGAGAUUAAUGAAUGUGACUCUGCACCAUGUCAGAAUGGUGCACAAUGUCAAGAUAUCGUGGCUGGCUAUCUAUGCGCUUGUGCAUCAGGCUACCAAGGUAACCAUUGUGAGUCUGAAGUCAACGAAUGCAUCUCGACUCCCUGUCAGAACAAUGCGACUUGUAAUGACUUUGUCAACGGUUAUAACUGCACAUGUGCAGAAGGAUAUAAUGGAACGCACUGUGAGUUCAACACGGAUGAGUGUAGAUCCAAUCCGUGUUUGAAUAAUGCCACGUGUCAGGAUUUGGUGGACAGUUAUCUGUGCAUUUGCCCACCGGGAUUUGCAGGAACACACUGUGAGACUGAAAUAGAUGAAUGUACCUCCAGUCCGUGUUUGAAUGGUGGAAAUUGCACCAAUCUCAUCAAUGCCUAUGAGUGCUUCUGUCCAGCAGGAUACACAGGCAUUGCUUGUGAGUUUGACAUUAAUGAAUGUGCUUCCAAUCCAUGCAUUAAUGGAGAAUGCUUUGACUUCAUUGAUUUCUACAAUUGCUCCUGCAGUGCUGGAUAUGAAGGUUAUAACUGUGACAUUGAUAUCCAGGAGUGCGCAUCUAAUCCUUGUCAGAAUGGAGCUGAGUGUACUGAACCAACCCUUGAUACCUACCGGUGUGUUUGCCCCCAAGGAACCUCUGGCCUUACCUGUGGCACAGUGGAACAAGCCAGUUUUGCAGGUAAUGGUGCAUUGCAGUUGUCACCCUUGGCCGCUUACACUGCAGGCAUAGGGGGUCAAGGUAGGAAGAGACGGGCUAUCACUCAGAUGCUUGUAUCAUUGGAGUUUGUGACAACCAUUCUAAAUGGAAUUCUUAUCUACAAUCAAGGGAUCCAAACCACUGGACGUAUUGACCAUCUUGCAAUUGAGCUAUACAAGGGCACCCUCUAUGUCUCCAUCAAUGUUGGCUCGGAGACGCUGUCAGCGAUGUUGGGCAGUGGACUCAAUGAUGGUCGUAUGCACAAAGUCUCAGUCAGCAUUGUCAACCUGAUUGCUGGAAUUGCUGUUGAUGAUGGGCAGUGUGGGUCAGAUUGUGUGGCAAGUCUUGAACCCUCUGCUGCAGGUGGGGAGCUUGAAUUAAAUGGACCGCUUUACAUCGGUGGUGUUGGGCCUGAUGUCACACCUUACAUGGUGUCAAAGUUGAAGACAACAGAAAAUUUCAUUGGUUGCCUAGAGAAUUUGAACAUCAACAAUGCACUUGUAAGCCUGUCCGCCCCCACAAGCCAAGCUGUUCCGCCCCUCGCCCCUGGCUGUCCCUACUCUAAUCACUGCCUUCCCAAUCCCUGCAUGAAUAGUGCUCUCUGUGUUGACCUCUGGUCCAACUACACCUGCGAGUGUCGGGUCGGGUUCAGAGGUCGCCAAUGCGACAUACAGACCUUGGCAAGCUUCACCCCUCAGAAGUUCCUCCAUUUUGCUUCAGGAGUCGUUCCGGAUGAUCCGAUCACCAGCAUUCAGUUUGCUUUCAGUGCUGCUAAUGCACAACCUGGUCUCAUCAUGUACAUGCCAUCAGGUAUAUCAGUGGUCUUAAUGGACAGACAUGCCAUCAAGGUAGAGAUAUUAGUCCUAGGUGGUGUGUCAGCAGCUGAAGCUGGCAUGAACCUAGCUGACGGUGAUUGGUAUCAAGUCCGACUAACCAUCAAUGGAUUUCAACUUACCAUUCAAGUGACUAACGAGGCAACAGGUCAGGUGUACACAGGUACUCUCCUUGCACCUCCUUCUAUUCAACUCAACUUGCCUAUUUUGUUUGGUACACUACACCAAAACCCUACAUUCCAGCCUCUCAGAGAUACACUACAAGUUACACAAAGUUUUACAGGUUGCAUUCGAGAUGUCUACAUCAACGAUGUCAACAUUGAACUCCAGAGGUCUUCAGCCUAUGAGUUGACUCUUGACCCACAGGUCGCUGAUCCAGGUUGCCCUCGUGAAGAGACGUGUUUUCCUCAGCCUUGUUACAAUGAUGGAGUGUGUAUACCAGGAUGGAAUGGGUUCGAAUGUCAAUGCACUGCCGACUACUUUGGGACAACUUGUGAAGAAGUGAGUGCCUCAACGUUUAAUGGCAUGGAUAGCAGUCUUCGUCUGAUUGUCGAUACUCAGCUCGUCAGCUUCGGGGAUCAGUUUGGUAUCAGUUUCCGUACUCGUGAUAUGAACAGUGUGAUUAUGCUGGUUAGACUGUUUAGUAAGACCAACACCAGAGUGGAUCAUAUGUUACUCGGUCUAGAUCAGACAUCAGGAGCUCUGCAAUUGGAAACAAAGUUUGGAAUCGCUGAAAGUGUGCUGGCAAUCACUACCAAUGCAUCUGAUGCCGAGUGGCAACAGUUGUCAUGGACACGCCACCGUGGUAACAUCAUGGUCAACUACAGAGGGCAGCAGUUUAUGUUAUCAGGUGACUUCCCUAUGCACAGUGUGGACAGAAGUGCCACAGUGGAGAUAUGGGUAGGCGGCCCAGCGGACACAGGCAGUGGCUCUGCAGCAGCUCAAACCCUUCAAGGCUGUGUCCGCAAUCUCUACUUCAACAAUCAACGCAUCCACUACCUAUCCACCAACUCUCCACAACCUGGCAUUGCUAUCAGCAGCCCUAGGGGACAGAUCACCUAUGGUUGCACAAGUGUGGAUGUCUGCAAUCCUAACCCCUGUCCUGUCAACUCAUUCUGUGUGGAUAUUUGGAAUGCCUUUGAUUGCAUUUGCCUUGAGGGUUGGGAGGGAGUGCAGUGUAAUCAGAGUAUAGACGAUUGUAUAGGCAACCGUUGUAUGAAUAAUGCCACCUGUCAAGAUGGUCACAUGACCUACACAUGUCUCUGCCCGGCUGGACUGACUGGUGACCUCUGUGACAUUGAAAUCAAUGUCUGUGACACCCAGCCUUGCAAUGUACAGAAUGCCCUCUCUUGUCAACCUGUGUUCCCAUUAGAUUACACCUGUACAUGUGUGCCAGGAUUUGAAGGCAAGAAUUGUACUCAGGAUAACAGAUUAUGCACCCAGAAUCCCUGUCAAAAUGGAGCUACCUGUACGCAGACUGCUGACAAUCUCGUUUACACGUGUGCAUGCCCAGAUUUCUACGAAGGAACGAAUUGUGAAAUUUACAAUCCGUGCUUCAGACAUGAUUGUUUGAAUGGAGCCGCAUGCGUACGGAAUGGGACAAAUUAUACUUGUAAUUGUUUGAGAGGGUUUUAUGGUAACUUGUGUCAGUUUGUUGAUGGCUGUCUUCAAAAUCCCUGUCAACAUGGUGGGAUGUGCGCCCGGAGUAUGAGUGACUACACAUGCACGUGUACUCAACAUUACGAAGGUGUGAAUUGUGAAACACCAAUUGAUCAAUGUGAAGUGAAUCAAUGUUUAAAUGGUGCGACAUGCUUCCAUGACACAUCUAUGCCCGAGGUUAACUUCACUUGCACCUGUGCUGCUGGUUUCAUAGGUUCAUUGUGUGAGAUUAAUGUAAACGAGUGUGAUUCUAAUCCCUGUAUGAACGGUGGACAGUGUAACCAAUAUUUAGUGGGAGACGUCAACUUCCCUGGGUAUGAGUGCACUUGUGUUGCAGGCUACACUGGCACACUAUGUGAGACAAAUAUUAAUGAAUGUGAGAGUAGUCCGUGUUUGAAUCAAGGUCGGUGCGUUGAUCAAAUCAACGCCUACACGUGUGUUUGCGUUCAACCUUACAAUGGUACCAAUUGCGAGCUAGACACGAGAACUUGCCAACAGUCAUUAUGCCAAAAUAGGGCACAGUGUGUCGACAUUGGCCCUGGCCUCGGAAUACAGUGUCUCUGUACCUUGGGUUUUGGAGGCGAGUAUUGCUCCGAUGAAAUCAAUGCUUGUCAUAGCAACCCAUGCCUGCAGGGUGGGUCAUGUGACUACAUUGGACCAUGUGACUGCCCAGUUCUCCCCCAGGAAGCUGUUAAUUGUGGACAAGACGAGGCCUGCCAACGACAAGCUUGUCAACGAGAUUCAUCCUGCACCUUGCGUUCAAUAGCAUUUGAAUGUAACUGUACCAACACUGGAUAUGAAGGAUUACUAUGCGAUCAAGACAUUGAUGAAUGUGUUACUAAUCCCAACGCUUGUUACAACAAUGGUAAAUGCAUCAAUGUGCCCAGUUCUCACCAGUGUAACUGCACGGGUACCGGCUUCACUGGACAGUUCUGCACAGAGGAUAUCGAUGAAUGUUUAAUCAAUAACCCUUGCAUGAAUGGUGCUCGCUGUAUCAACAACCGGCCAUUCUUUGAAUGUCGCUGUAACGAUGGAUUUAAUGGCACACUCUGUGAGACAGAUAUUAAUGAAUGCGCAAGUAAUCCAUGCCAAAACGACGGCACUUGCACGGACAAGGUCAACGGCUUCACUUGUAAUUGCACCAAUACGGGGUACCAGGGAGCCAUUUGCAGUGAGAAUAUUGAUGAAUGUGUAACUGGUUCUCAUCGUUGUCUGAAUGGUGGAACAUGCCAGGACUCAAUUGGCAGUUACACCUGUAUAUGCAGCAAGGAAUAUUUGGGAGAUUUCUGUGAAGUUACAGCAGGGAGGCAGAUUGAGCCUAUCCAAGUCAUCAUACCUUUAGUCAUCUUAGCCAUCCUGUUGGCCUGCGCCGCCGUCUACAUCUGGUGGUACCUCAAGCAAUCACGCAAGAUGAAAGGCAAAUAUAACCCAGCAAAGGAGGAAUUAGCUGGAGGAAUGCCCAUGGCAACCUUUGAUCUGGAGACAGAUGAAAGGUUAAUAUGAGAAGACAUGGUAACCUAGCAACUGAGGAAUAAGAUGAGGCCAUGCCUCGGGUUUUGUAAGGAGCCAACUUCUCACUCAGACUCAGUGUAUUUGAAUCAACUCUGACAACAUGAUCUGAAUAGUAAGCUCCACACACAUUCCUUAUACUUCCAUUCAGAUUUGAAGUGUUUGGCAAAGUAAUACCAAACAACCUGUUAACAACGCAGAGAGUUCGACAAUCCUCUGAAUUUACAAGAAGCAAAGUCACUCAUUUUUACACUGAGACUAAGUUACUGAACAUGGAAAAAAGUGGAGAUAAUGUCAUCUUAGGUAUAAAGAUGAAGUGGAUGUGGGAAAGGUGUCCUUUGACCUUUCAGGAGCUGUUGGUUUCUGGGAGAGUUAGCAAGGAGAGGUAUUACCAGUCAUUUCUCAGAAUCAAAGGGAGAAAUAAUCUGCCAUGAAAAGUCUACGUUUUGUGAAAUAUUCCUGUUUUAUUCCUAGUUUUUAUUUCCAGGACCCUCAGAUAAGUUGUGGUGUCUGUGUUUCACUUUGUGGUUUUCUUUAUUGUAGGACUUCCAAUUUGGUCCAGUUUCAGGGGUAUAUCCAAAUUUUUCAAAAGGGGGCCGUGGAUCCAGGAUUUUCCAGACGGGGGGGGGUUGUGAACUAAAAAGUUUAGUGUCACGUCUGGAGGGAGGUUAGGUAAGUGGCAGCAGAAUUGUUGCCUUUUAUGCCUUUGCCACAUCUGUGGGGCUGGGUGCACCACUUUGUUUCCCCCUUUGUCUUUUUCUUCUCUUUUUAUUUAUUUAUUUGGGGGGGGUGCACCCUCCACACCCCUCAUCCGCUCCUGAGGUUGUACUUACGUGUAUAAUUGUGUUAUCUAGUGAAUGUUUGAAAUAUCAUUACAUUUAAUCAGAUUUAUGAACAUAUGCAUUGCAGUUUGCCGUGCAACAGAUUUAUGCUGUCAACUCUUUUAUAACAAGGUUUAAUGCAGGGACAUAGGGAUUAACCUUGUUACAGAGGACAAAAAAAAAAUCAAGCGAUUGAACUCUGAGAAUUAGAUUUUUAUAACACUGUUCUUAAUAUCCAGAGUUGACUAUACAGUGUGUGUGCUUUAGUAAGAAAAAAAAUCCCAUGGAACAUUUUUAGUUUCGUUUUAGGUGUUUAGAACUGAGCCACUUCCUACUUCCUGAAAUAUGCAGAAACACUUCUUCAGCUAAAGCUGCUGAAGCUGCUUAAGUGUGUAUGCUUCUUGCACGUUUGAAGUAACCCAGAAAGUGUAUGCUCGAGGCAGCACGACUCCUAACACACUCACACAUGUGUGUCCAUGUAUUGAUUAACUUGGCUCAGUCAGGCACGUUGCAAUGGCCUUCAAAGUGGUUAGCCUAGCUCACCUACUAACUCUCAUGCCUAGUGCAUUAUUGACGGGAGUUACAAUGACCUUACAAAGUCUUUUAUCAGUGUGUAUCUGCGCUUAAUGUACCUUUAAAUUGUGCCUUUCUUAAAGUAGUUCUUUGUUAGUAAUUGAAAAACCAAUAGCAAUCAAAUUGCCGUGGGAAAUUCACUGAAGCAUUCCAAAUUGAGCAGUAAAAGUCCUUUCUUCAUGAAGCAAUAACAAACACAAACAUGGAUUACUACAGUUUUCUCCCUUUUCUGUGUGCCAUACAGUAUGCUUGGUUUAUUUUGCACCUGUGAUCCAAAUUUGUGAAUUUUGUGCCUUGAGGAGGAUCAAUUUAACAACGUUGCCAAUAGCAACAUUCUCUGGAUUUGUAUUAUGAUACAACGAAUGGGUCGUAUUCCACUCUUAAAUUAACAUUUGUACUUAAUGUCAUAUCGUUUGUAUUUGAGCGGCAGCAUUUACUUAUGGAAAUUUGUGCCUUGUUCUUGCUAAAUUUGUCCAUGUGCUGCCAAAUUUUGGCAUAUUCUUAAUAUUUUUGAAAAAGAGGCUUUUAUGAAACAUUUUGUGCUUUCCAUGUUUUUAUUCCUGGUUACAAUUAAUAUGUAGCAUUCACAGGGUAUUUUUUAAGUUGCUGUCUUUUUAAACAGGAAAUAUGCUACUUAUUUUGAUUUUUAAUCAGUUUAUUUUGCUUUGCAGGGUGAGUCAUUGACAUAAUAAUUUCCCCAUUCCAAGCUCUUGGUAAGCUGAAGGUAACGAUUUCAAGUUAGGCAGCAAGGAUGUAAGUCUUGCAAUACCUUGAUUUCAGAUUUUGUUUUGUUCUUCAAACCUCACUUGACACAUUGGAUCACACGUGUACAAACCUGACCAGCAUGCCUGAAAUUUUUAGGCAAAAAUGUUAGAACUCACAUAAGUCGCAAGUUAAUAAUGGCCAUCAAUGACAUUUUUCCUUCGCAACUUUAUCUAUUUUUCCACAAUGUUGUUCAACAUUAUAAAUAUACCUGAACUACAUAAUUUUGUGAAGAAGUUGCGCAAAUGAAUAGCAGGAAUAGAUCAAGGCAUACCCACAAAAGUUGCCUUUUUCAAGAAUUCUUUUAUCUGAAAUCAAACACGUUUUAAAUGGAAUAAUGUCUUGCAAAUAAGUCUUGUAUAAAUUUUAUACAAUAUUUUCCUUAUGAAAUAAUUUCUAUUUGCAAAUCCAAAAAUCAGCAUUUUGUAAAAGCGUUUCAGAAUUGAUUAUAUUAGCUUUGGAAAUAUAAACCCAUUUUUGAGGUGUUCAAUGUCGGCAAAACAAGGCGUUUCUGGUGUACAUUCUGUACCCAUUUAGAUUGUUUCUAAAACAUGCUGUAUCGAAUUAUGUACUUGUAGUUUAAAGGGGCUUGUUACCGGAAGACAAAAGAGGAAGUAGUCACUAUAGUUGUCACAAGGUUUUGUUAUCAUUACAAUUAUCCUUGCUUGCUAUCAAAAAAAUCUCACUGUGUUUGCAGUGUCAAUGGUAGCGUAAUGAUUCUGUAAAUUGUAUCCAUGUUGGUUAAUUUACUUGUGUUGCUGCGUCAUUCGCAUGGUCUUUAAGGGCAUUUUCUAGCAACUUUCUCUUAAUUACAUCCUUCGACUACCUACGUUUGACAGUAUUCAUAAAUUCUUGUAUUUCUUAGGUGUGUAUUUCUAUCCAUUUUUCACUUGUGUGUAUGUGUGUAUUCUGUUAAUGUAUAGAAGGAAAGUAUUUAUUAAUCAUGUUUUGUAUUCCAUUACAGAUCUGUAUUCUGAAAAGCAAAGGUGUAAAUAUUUUUGGAAUAAAGGAACAACUUCUCACUUUCGGAAGUUUUCGUUUAUAUAAUAGGCCUACUA